CAAGCAAGGUCAUAACUUUCCAUGCUAUAUGAAACUUGAAAAAUAUCCACCGUUGUUGUAUAAGCUUGUUUUAAUGCUGUCAGUUAAAAAGCACAUGUCCACACCAAUGCAGGCACUUUAAACUGUGUUUAUGUUUCUAAUUGUGUCCUUCCUUAACCUUUUACCACCACCUGCUCUGCCUCGGACUGCUAGUGCUAUGAAAAACGAAUAACGUGUCUGUGUAAUACAUGUAUUGGUGGAUUAAACUCAUCUCUUCAUGGAAACAGUGCAGUGCAUGGCAGAGUACCUGGAAAAGCCCUUCAUAUUUGUAAUUAAUUAAGAUCACUUUUGGUUUUCACAUUGACACACUGCUGUUUAGUAGUGUCAGAAGCCACAUUAAUUGAACUUGUUUUCAACCUACAAGGAUAGUAAUACUUUUUAUGAGCUUUUAUAAGGUCUCCACCUUGAAGAACACUUUCAUUAAGAUUUCAUUGGCCAGUCAGCAGGGUAGUGUGGCUAAAAGGCCAAAACGGAGAGGACCUUUAUCCCCGUUAGUGUGGAUGUAGCCUAAAACACCAUUUAUCAUUCCUACCUCUCUUUUCUUAUCGAGCCUCUCAGCCUAUUUGUGCUGCAUAUUCGACACUCACUAAUACCGGCGCCCACUUUGCCCCAGUAACACAUUUUAAUACCACAGAACAUGCCAACAGUUGAUUACCAGCCUCAGUAAGAGAGAAUAGAGUUAGAUAGGUUGGAGGUCCUAGCAGUGCUUUACAAGUACUGGGUCAGCUCAACAUCUCUCUGUUUCCCCACCUAAGAUGAGGAAAGAUAAAGAGGGGUAAGCAGAGCAGGAAAGAGGUGAAAGGACGUGGUUGAAGGCGACAUGCUUUGCUAUUGGGUACCUAUUCUGAUUGGUAGAAGAGAACUGGAACUGUCCGGAUAAAGCUGAGUGUGUUUGAGGGGGUGAGAGAGGGGAGGAGAGCAGAGAGAGCGUCAAGGGUAAGAUGACUCCUGCACUCAGGAACAUGGAGACAGGUGGCAGAAAGAGAAGAAAGACGGACCGCAACCUCAGAAAGCCCCAAAUGUCGGUGAAGGACUGUGCAGGCAGACUGUCUCACACUAAGCUAUGGAAUGCUCCUUGCGCUCAUCAUCACUAGUCUCCAAUCUUUGGACUGAGCUCCAGACGCUUAGUUAGCAGCUGUGCUUCUCCCCUCGAACUCUUUAUAACCAGGGGACGAAAAAAAAGGAGCAGGCUUACCAAGUUCUCCGCUGAAGACGCACACAGCACUUCUUUUUUGUUGUUAUUAUUAUUAUUAUUCUCAUUAGAAUAUUUAAGCUAGUUUUUUUUUUUUUUUUUUUUUUCAGUUUUUUUGUUUGGUGAAAUCCUAUCAAGAUGGAGGAUAUGGGAUCGUACCUGUGGAUGGUGGUUAUUGGCUUCAUCAUUGCCUUCAUACUGGCCUUUUCAGUGGGUGCCAAUGAUGUGGCCAAUUCCUUCGGCACAGCAGUGGGAUCCGGUGUGGUCACAUUGAGGCAGGCUUGUAUCCUCGCAUCUAUCUUUGAGACACUAGGCUCAAUGCUGCUGGGGGCCAAAGUGGGCGAGACGAUUCGGAAGGGCAUCAUAGACGUCAGCCUGUACAACAAUACGGUGCCGAUUCUCAUGGCAGGGGAGGUCAGCGCCAUGGUCGGCUCAGCAGUGUGGCAGCUAAUCGCCUCCUUCCUCAAACUGCCAGUCUCUGGGACUCACUGCAUUGUUGGCGCCACCAUCGGCUUCUCCUUGGUAGCCAUUGGCACCAAGGGCGUACAGUGGAUGCAGCUUGUCAAGAUUGUGGCAUCGUGGUUCAUCUCCCCCUUGCUCUCUGGACUCAUGUCAGGUCUUCUCUUCAUGCUUAUCAGACACUUCAUUCUCAGCAAGGAUGACUCUGUCCCUAAUGGCCUGCGAGCGCUGCCCCUCUUCUAUGCCUCCACGAUUGGGAUCAACACGUUCUCUAUCCUAUACACUGGAGCACCAUUGCUUGGGUUAGAGAUGCUGCCAGUGUGGGCCAUCUUUCUCAUCACUUUAGCUGAAUCACUGGUUUGUGCAGCCCUGGUUUGGAUAAUCGUCUGUCCCUGGAUGAGGAGGAAAAUAGCAAGUCGUAUAAAAAAGGAGCAGGCUCUGUCCCGGAUCUCUGAUGAGAGCUUGGACAAGAUACCUGAAGAGGAGGAGGAGAGCCCCGUCUUUAAGGAGCUACCAGGGGCCAAGGGCACAGACGAGGCCGUGUUGCCGCUCACAGGAGGCAGCAGCGAGCGGAAUGCCCGCGACUCCAGUGGCGAGCUCACCAACCUGGCUAACGGAGGCACUGUCCUGCCAAAUGGCAGGGUGUACGGCAGGACCCACUCGAUGACCAACGGCUGCCUCAAAUCACCGGUCUCUAAUGGCAGCUUCAGCUUCGAUGGCCACAUGCGCAGCGAUGGCCAGGUGUAUCACACCGUGCACAAGGACUCGGGUCUCUAUAAAGACCUGCUUCACAAAAUUCACCUGGGCCGCAUGGAUGACAACGACCGCUCGGGUGCCAAUUCUGGCCCAGCUGACAACAAUUACCGCCUGCUGCGCCGCAACAACAGCUACACCUGCUACACUGCUGCUAUAUGCGGCAUGCCCGUCCAGCCGGUGACGCGCACAGAGUCACGUGAGGACAGCGAGAAGUUGGUGGGAGAGGGAGGUGGCAGGAGCAACAGCGUGUCCUACUCCAAGAAGAGGGUACGCUACGACAGCUACUCAUCAUACUGUAACGCAGUGGCAGAGGCUGAAAUUGAGGCAGAGGAGGGUGGGGUGGAGAUGAAGCUGGCCACAGAGCUGGAGGGGGUGGAGGAAGAAGGGGCUCCAGCCCCAGUGCCUCUGGAUGACCUGGCCGAGGAGGACCACGAGGAGAAGGAUAAGCCUGAGGUGUUCCUGCUUUUCCACUUCCUGCAGAUCCUCACCGCCUGCUUCGGCUCUUUCGCCCAUGGAGGAAACGAUGUCAGUAAUGCCAUUGGACCCCUGGUGGCGCUGUGGAUGAUCUAUGAACAGGGCGGUGUCAUGCAGGACGCUGCCACUCCCGUCUGGCUGCUGUUCUACGGUGGCAUAGGCAUCUGCGCGGGCCUGUGGGUGUGGGGCCGCCGUGUCAUCCAGACCAUGGGGAAAGACCUGACUCCCAUCACCCCCUCGAGUGGAUUCACUAUUGAACUGGCUUCUGCACUCACAGUCGUGUUGGCUUCAAAUAUCGGAAUCCCUGUCAGUACCACACACUGCAAGGUGGGCUCGGUCGUGGCCGUGGGCUGGAUCCGCUCCCAGAAAGCUGUGGACUGGCGCCUCUUCAGGAACAUCUUCCUAGCCUGGUUUGUCACAGUGCCUGUGGCCGGCCUGUUCAGCGCUGCCAUCAUGGCCCUGUUCUUCUACGGCAUCCUGCCCUUCGUCUGAGGGCAUGUGGCCGGGAGGGAGAGCAGAGGAAGAAAAGAGAAAGAUAGCGAGAGAGAGAGAGAGAACAGAGAGAGAGGACAGAGAGAGAGAGAGGGGGAGAAACUUGGGUAAAAAUCAGAGCUCGAGUGUCGGGAUUGCAGAUAAAGGAGAAGGAAAUGAACAGGGAGACAAGGGCAAGGGUGACUUGGACUUGGUUGUACUGUGGAUGUGAGGAGGGUUGGUUCAUAUGUUGCCUGGCUCUGUAGUCCAGAGAUCUUUUUGACUCAUUUGAGUGUCUGAUCGGUCUUUAUUUAUUCCCAAUUUGGGCGCACAAGAAAGUACGUAACUUGACGCGUUCACUGUACCAUUUAAUCUGCUGUACAUAUGACAAUAAUAGAGAGAAUCCCAGUAACUCAUAACAAAAUGUAGGGUUACUGGAAAAUGGUGGCAGUUGUUCUCUGUCUCUUCAUUUGAAAAAAUGAGUUAAAAAAAAACAUACAUGACAAAAAAUACUAACAGUUUAUCCUGCACACUUAAACUGACAGACAUGCCUGCAGUAAAGCUAUAUCAUUCUGCCUACAAUCCCAGGUAGCAUAGUUGGUCAAGUGCUUAUUAUUAUUGUUCCAAAAUGGUGGGAAAAAAAAAACUGUACAUAAUGUUAUGUUGGACUGAGU
Molecule: messenger RNA, 4065 nt
Organism: Scatophagus argus
Lineage: Eukaryota; Metazoa; Chordata; Actinopteri; Scatophagidae
Gene: slc20a2
Product: solute carrier family 20 member 2
Exons: 11
Coding region: 1370-3412 (680 amino acids)
Biological process (GO): phosphate ion transmembrane transport
Cellular component (GO): membrane
Molecular function (GO): phosphate transmembrane transporter activity
Source: RefSeq, a predicted model, not a curated record